CCGCCAGAGGCCACCGACAGCGUUUGGAUUAGACGUCGUCCUUUUCCAUUUAAAAUGGCAAUAAAUCAAUUUGUUUUGAUGUUUUCUUCGUUUUCCCCGUUAAAAUAAGCGUCGUUCGACUUUUUGGAUUUCACGCCGACCGUCAAUCGUGAUGCCGGAUCGUCGUUGCUGACUACCGCGGUACAAGUUCACCGGGGCCGGCCGGUUGUUUUUCCACCGUCAAAUUCACGUACAAAGAUCAAUACAUGUUAAAACACAAAAAAGUUCUCGUGAAAAAAAUUUGCCCCGGUUGUGGCUUACAGUACCCAGUUGCUGUGAAGACUUGUACCAAAUGCAAGCAUUCGUUUUACCUGUCCAAAAAAGACAUCACCCCCAAAGUCGCCCCAGCCAAGGUGGCAGCGGCGGCGGUCGUGUCUGUCCAGGAAUCCAAAGAUGUUACAACCGCUCCAACUACACGUUCAGACGGCCGCCGUAGGACUGAACGUGUACGCCGUGAAAAACCUAACUAUUAUGACGCCUCUGCAUUCAUACGUAAAACUCGGAAACGUACUGAAAAACCAAAUGCAAAACAAAAAGAUAAUUAUCAAGGUCGACGAGGCGUACAGAUAUCGCAGCCUAAAAAAGGUGUGGCAUCCCUAAAACAAAAUUAUAAAACAAAAGUCGUACAAGAUCCAGAAGACAAAAUAUAUCAUACUAUCAUGAAGAAUGAAAAAGCAAAAGUAUGUGCUAUCAUUUUAUCUGAAUUAAAUCAUAAGUUAAUGUUAACUUCUUGGAGGCCGGGAGACAACUGAUUUCAAGACUUAUUACUUUUUAAUAAACUUACUAUAAGAUUUUUAAAAACAUUUAAUUAUGAAUAAUUAAAAUUAAAAUUUCCCAAUAAGUAAAAUUUCAAGUGAGCUAUGUUUAAAUAAAAUAAUCAAAAUAUCAAAAUUAGAUUCUAACUUAGACAUUUUUACUAGGUAUAAUUUAUUAUUACCUGCAGUUUUAAAUUCUGAUUGAUUUAUUAACUAAAUAUUUCUUCCUAAGAUACUUUUAUUGAAACAGGAACGUUUUGUUCCUAGUUAAUUUUUAUUAUUUAAUAUAUAUUUUUAAAUAAAAAUGUGCCAUGCAUUUCCAAUUAUUCAAUAAGCGAUUAUUUAUUUUGAGAAUUCCUGUUAAAUAUAAAGUUAAAUAUUUCUGUAUAAGUGAUUUUGAAUGGGUAUUUUAUCCAAUUUACUAUUUGAUAUCUUCAUUCAGUUAUUUAGUAAAAAUUAAAAAUAAGGUUUUUAACUUUAAUUUUCAUACAAUAUAUUAUAUUGAUUGUAAAUAUUAUAUUUUGAAAAAAGUAUGUGUUCGAAUUAGUGUUUAAUGUUUGUUUUAUAUUACUUGUGUUUUAAUCAACGUAAUAUUGUAAUACACUUUCUUAAUAUUUGUCAAUGUAUUUUAAUUUUUUUAAGACUAAUGAUGGCAUCAUUUUUUUUUUUUCAUUACUAUUAUAUUCAUUAUAUUUUUAAUUUAUAUUAUUAUGUGUCAUGAUUUUUUUGUAAAUCAAUAUUGUGUUUAUUGGCGUUGUUUAUUGAAGAUAAAUUUACAAAAGAAAGAACUGAGUAUAAUUAAUUAUAUGUUUCAAUUUUAUUAAGUUUACAGUGUUAUUAUU
Metopolophium dirhodum (rose-grain aphid) is the source of this 1636-nucleotide messenger RNA. Its product is annotated as UPF0547 protein C16orf87 homolog. The record is from RefSeq and is a predicted model, not a curated record. Lineage: Eukaryota; Metazoa; Arthropoda; Insecta; Hemiptera; Aphididae. Bases 246 to 791 code for a protein of 181 amino acids. The transcript is spliced from 3 exons.